CAUUAACAACAGCUGCAAACGAUUUAUACGUAAAAAUGAGACACAGUAAUGACACAGUAUUAUUUAUGCUUACAAAUUGUAAUAAUAUCUCACAAUACUACACAUCGAUUUUCUUUUGUCUUUCUGUGUUGGGGAACAGUCUAUCCGUUGUGUUUUUCUACACAAAGCUACGUUACUCCUCGUCCAGCAUCUAUUUAGGUGCGCUUGCGAUAAGCGACACCGGUUACUUGGUGAUGACAAUCGACGAGUGGCUAAAAUUAGAAUACAUAAUAAGUGAUGAAAAAUGGUCGACUACUAUUUCGAUUAGUUUGGAAACCAUAUUUGGUUUUCUGAGUUUGUGGAUUGUAGUGACCUUUACUAUGGAACGGUAUAUAGCGAUCAAGCGGCCGCAACUUUGUUGCUCUGUGGGCACAGUCAACCAAGCGAAAAUCGCGGUGUUUGAACUGGCGGGAUUAGCAGUUUUAUACUCUAUCCCAAAGAUUAUUAUAAUUGCAAUGUGCAUGACUACAAAAAAUAAAAACUGGUUGAAAACCUUAUACCACUGGUGGUGGAUUUUCGAUAUAUUUGAUGCUAUUAUAACGUUUGUCUUACCCACAACAAUGAUAGCAAUUCUUAAUGCUCUAUAA
Linepithema humile (Argentine ant) is the source of this 626-nucleotide messenger RNA. The record is from RefSeq and is a predicted model, not a curated record. NCBI's taxonomy places the organism in Eukaryota, Metazoa, Arthropoda, Insecta, Hymenoptera, Formicidae.